Messenger RNA from Carcharodon carcharias (great white shark), 808 nucleotides. RefSeq names its product epidermal differentiation-specific protein-like. The transcript has a single exon. The record is from RefSeq and is a predicted model, not a curated record. Lineage: Eukaryota; Metazoa; Chordata; Chondrichthyes; Lamniformes; Lamnidae. The coding region runs from base 44 to 580 and encodes 178 amino acids. Gene Ontology annotation, molecular function: structural constituent of eye lens. Gene Ontology annotation, biological process: visual perception; lens development in camera-type eye.
CUUGAUCCAGCGCUUAUCUCCUACUCCCCCCUCCUCCCUGAACAUGUCUGAGAUUAUCCUGUGGGACAGCGAAGGCUGCACUGGGAAGAAGAAGGAGGAUUUCUGCUCUGACACUCCUGAUCUGGGGGUGAAGUUCUUCGGCGGAGUCGCUCGAUCCUUGAAGAUCAAAGGCAAUCACUGGGUCGCCUUCACCGGCAAAAACUACACUGGAGACUUCAAGGUGUUUGGGGAAGGCGAGCAUGAGAGAUUGGGGGCCUUGGACCAAAAGAUCAACUCCCUGAAGCUGCUGACAACCGACCUGAGCUUCCCGUCCAUUGUGCUGUACGAGCAUAUCGACUUCAAGGGACAGUCCCGCAAUGUGGACUGCAGAAUCGAUGACCUGAAGACUGGAGGCUUCGAUAACCUGGUCUCGUCCCAUGUGGUGAAGUCCGGGGUCUGGGUCCUGCACGAAGACCCCUGCUGCCAGGGUAGGCGCAUGGUGGCCUUUGAGGGAGAAAAAACGGCCAAUUACUGUAAACUGGGCUGGAAUGACAAGAUGUCCUCACUCCGUCCCUUACUGACCUCAGACUUUGAGGUGUGAGGAGUCCGCUCGUCCCCUCCUAGCGCGGGUCCACGGCAAGGCUGGUCUGCUCCGAGUGCUGCCUCAUGCUCUGCUGGUGGGAGAGACAGAGGGAGAGAGUCUGUCACCCAAUACGCUGAAUCUGCCCCUUUCCUGACUCGAGAUGGCUGUUCCUCAUCCACAUCCAAUCUGUUCACUUGGCUUUGCUCUGUCUGUUUACAAUGAAAUAAAGCUUUGAAACGCUGCAAA